Molecule: messenger RNA, 4410 nt
Organism: Phaedon cochleariae (mustard beetle)
Lineage: Eukaryota; Metazoa; Arthropoda; Insecta; Coleoptera; Chrysomelidae
Source: the annotation of a GenBank genome assembly
AUCAACAACAACAAUCAACCAGUUAAUUGAAUUAUCAAAACAUGAAAAAUGAAAAUAUCAAAACAAUAAUACGGUGAUAACUGAUAACACUCAAUGCCAAGGUUUUUAAUUUAAUUUUAUUAUUAUUUUAUUAUUUUACAUUUCAUAUAGUUUUUGUACAGGGUGAUCAUUUGAUUUGUUUCAAGAAAAAACAUCUAGUGGCUUUUAUUAUCCAGAUACCUUUAUUAUUUUUCUAAUACCUACUUAUUAUCAGCCAGAUCAGCCUUGAUUAUUUUCACUAGUCUGAAUACUGAAGAUAUCAGUGAAGAAUGAUAAUGGAAUUGAUCCAUACAUCUCAAUCCAUACCUAUUGAUGACAUUGUUCUUUGUUAUGCUUUAUUGACAACAUAAUAGCUGGUAAUAUCAAUCUCCAUGUUCUUUAUCUACUGAAAUGGCCAAAAUCCAGGAGAAUAAGCAAAAUGGUAUAACUGGAAAAGAAUCAACAUCCAAUAAAAUGAAUUGUGGAAGAGUAAAAGCACUAUUAGUCAAUAUUUUUUUAUUUUUACGUUAUUAUGUUGACAUACUAAUAGACAAUAUCUUCGGAUUUUUUAAUGAUUCGAAAAGGAAACCAAUAAAAAAUAAUAGCAAUCCUAUCUUACAUAAAAGUGCAACGUCAUUAGCGCGAAAAAUAAGAAAGGGGGAAUUGAAAUCAGAAGAAGUUGUUCAAGCUUAUAUUGACAGAAUAAAAGAAGUGAAUCCCGUACUCAAUUCACUUGUAGACUCUAGAUACGAUGAUGCUCUCAAAGAAGCACGAAGAAUAGACGAGGAAAUAGCGAGUGGAUGUAUUACAGAAGCUGAUUUUCAGCGGAAACCAUUCUUAGGUUUACCUUUCACUACUAAGGAAUCGACAGCAGUUAAGGGAUUAUCCUUUUCAUUUGGAAUUUUGAAAAGGAAAGGACGAAAAGCCUCUUAUGAUGCAGAUUACGUGAAACUUAUGAAGAAUUCUGGUGCAAUAUGUUUAGGCGUUACAAAUAUUCCCCAGCUGAAUUUAUGGCAAGAAACGCACAACCCUUUAUUUGGCAUCACAAACAACCCAUAUAACACAACGAGGAAUGUUGGGGGUUCGUGUGGAGGUGAAGCCAGUCUUCUAGCUGCUGGUGGUACACCCCUAAGUAUUGGAACUGAUGUAGGCGGCUCUACCAGAAUACCUGCCUUUAUGUGUGGAGUUUUUGGGCAUAAACCUACAUCUGGACUGAUAUCAACCAAAGGAAUAAUAUUCCAGAAUGGCAAUGAAGAAGAAUCAAUGGUGAAUGCUGGUCCCUUGACAAAGUACUCUGAAGAUUUAAUGUCGGUAUUGAAAGUUUUGGUGGGUCCAGAGAAUUCUAUGAAAUUGAAAUUAGAUCAACAUGUAGACGUCAAAAAAAUCAAAAUUUGUUAUGUCUCAGACCCAAGAGAUCUGUUUGUGAGUCCUUUCAGGCCAGAAAUGAAGAAGAUAUUCUCACGUGCAAUCGACCAUUUCAAAGAAAUUCAUGAUGAGAGUCCUGAAAGUGUUGAAUUCGAAGGUACUAAAUAUACUGGACAGUUAUGGAAAUAUUGGAUGACUCAAGAAGAUGGUUUUAAUUUCCGUAAAGAUGUCACAGACAGACAGGGCGAGGUGAACCCCGUUAUUGAAACUUUGAAGUAUUUCACCACAAGAGAUAAUUAUACAUUUUCUACGAUAAUGAAUUUAAUAAAUGAACUUCUUCCAACUGCAAAUGGUGAUUGGGCAAGGUCGGAGACCGAGAAACUGAAGCAUGAGAUACUGCAUAGUGAAAUAAGUGGAAGGAAACCAACGACCAAAAAAAUGAAUUGUGAAAAAGUAAAAGCAGUAUUACUCAGUAUUUUUUUAUUCCUCCGAUAUUACUUCGACCUACUCAUAGACUACAUAUUUGGAUAUUUCAACGAUAAGAAGAGAACACCAAUAAAGAAUAAUAGCAAUCCUAUACUACAUAAAAGCGCUACAUCAUUAGCCCAGAAAAUAAGAAAGGGAGAAUUGAAAUCAGAAGAAGUUGUUCAAGCUUAUAUUGAUAGAAUAAAAGAAGUGAAUCCGAUUCUGAAUGCACUUGUAGACUCCCGAUACGAAGAUGCCUUGCAAGAAGCGAAACAAAUUGAUAAAGAAAUAGAGAGUGGAAUAAUUACAGAUUCAGAUUUUCAGCAAAAGCCAUUCUUGGGUGUACCCUUCACUACAAAGGAAUCGUCGGCAGUCAAAGGUUUAUCCUUUACAUUUGGUAUUUUUAGAAGAAAGGGAAAGAAAGCCUCCUUUGAUGCAGAUUACGUAGCACUCAUGAAAAAUGCUGGUGCAAUAUGUUUAGGCGUUACAAAUAUCCCACAGCUCAAUUUAUGGCAAGAAACUCAUAACCCUUUGUUUGGCAUCACAAAUAAUCCAUAUAACACAACAAGGAAUGUUGGAGGUUCAUCUGGUGGAGAAGCCAGUCUGUUAGCUGCUGGUGGUACACCAAUAAGUGUGGGAACUGACAUUGGGGGAUCUGUCAGAAUACCUGCUUUCAUGUGUGGAGUGUUCGGUCAUAAACCUACUUCUGGUCUUAUUCCAACCAAAGGAAUAACAUUUCGACUAGGCAAUGAAGGAGAAACAAUGGUGAACACUGGGCCCUUAACAAAAUACGCUGAUGAUUUAAUAUCAGUUUUGAAAGUUUUGGUGGGUCCAGAGAAUACGAAAAAAUUAAAAUUGGAUCAAAGUGUUGACGUCGAAACGAUUAAAAUCAAAUAUAUCUUGGACCCAAAAGACCUAUUUGUUAGUCCUUUCAGAACAGAAAUGAAGACAAUAUUAGCACGUGCUAUCAACCACUUAAGAGAAACAGUUAAUGACAACCCCGAAAGUGUUGAAUUUGAAGGUACUAAAUAUACUGUAAAGUUAUGGAAAUACUGGAUGACGCAGGAAUCAGGAGCAAAUUUCUAUAGAGAUAUCACAGACAGACAAGAAGAGGUGAACCCGUAUAUUGAAACUAUCAAGCAUUUCACUGUAGGGGGUGACUAUACACUUUCAACAAUAAUCAAUUUCUUGAAUAACCUCCUACCAAAUCCAAAAGGUGAUUGGGCGAGAUCAGAGACUGAAAAACUGAGGAAUGAAAUGUUGGAAAAACUAGGUGAAAAUGGAGUCCUACUGUUUCCGUCUGCUCCAUUUCCAGCUAGCUAUCACCAUGCAGCGUAUCUGCGACCUUGGAACUUCAACUUGUUCUCUUUGUGGAACGUCCUGAAAUUCCCGGUCACUCAAGUCCCGAUGGGGCUGAGCGAGUCUGGGCUGCCUCUGGGCAUUCAAGUGGUCGCAGCCCCUUAUCAGGACCGGCUGUGUUUCGCGGUGGCCAAAGAGUUAGAAAGGGCAUUCGGUGGCUACGUGCCACCUUAUCAGACGGAAUAAAGAUUUGAAAAUAUAUUUAUUUUGUAACACAUUCCAAUGUAGUGUGAUUCUAUUUUUUUGCAAAAAUAAAAUGGUUUGGUGAAAAAUUUGUUUUUUGUUUGAUUUUUGACGCUUUAAGUGAAAUACUAUAUUUCAUCUGAAGAAGCUACUGUGUUAGCGAAACAUGUUGUGUUAUUUAGAAUUUUGUGGAAAUCUUUUCGUUUGUGAAGUUUUUUACAUUAAGUAACGACUCAAAAGUAAAUAAUUUCACAGCUAUGAAUGUAUUCAAUUUCAAAUCCAGUAUUUAUCAUGGUUUAUUAUUCAAAAACAAGAUACUUACAUAUUUGUAUAUUGCAGCCUAAAGUAUAAAAAUAGUAAUCUAACCAUUUCAUAUAUAACCACUCAAUUUUCAAUUUAUAUUAAUAAAAAUAAAAGAUAUUCAAUGGUGCCAAAACAGUCUUCCAACCAUUAUUUAAAAAAUAAAAACUCGGUAAACCCUGUAAAACCUGAAUGCACAUAAAGACUGAUAACAUGAAUCAAUUGAACAUGAUCUUGUCUGGAAUUUAUUUCAUACUGAACCCUGAUUCAAAUGAGAUGCCAAAAACAUAUUGUUUCAAUAAUUAUAUGAAAUCCUUCAAUCAACUGGUAAGUAUAUCAAAUUCUUCUCACCCACAAUAUGAACUAUAAUCUAUGUGCCCCAAAAGUAUGAGACAAAUUCAAUACAAGUUUACAAAAAAAAGCCGAAAAAAUUAGAUUCAAUGAUUUAGCAAACCCUCGUAGUUUUGAUAAUAACGAAUCUAUUUUGAAAAUUCAUGGAGCACUGUAAGUAUAUUAUAUUACCGUAAAAACCCGAUUUCAGUUCUAACCCUAUCUCUCUUGGGAACACCAGUUUUAACAAGAUACUCUCUAGACGAUCCUAGUGUCAACUAAUCAUUAUCAGAUGAUUCCAGUUUUAAUAGGUUAGUUUGUUUUAGUAGAUAGUCUGCUUAAACCAACCGCGAUGGAAAUUAUCCUUAAAAAUGCGAAAACCUGUCAAAA